CGAAGCUCGCUGACAAUUUCCCGCUACUUUUUUUCUCCGCAUUGAUGACUGCAAAACUUCUUCCGCCCACUGCAUCACCCCACGGCACGCUUCCGAUCGGACAAAUAUAAUUAUUAUUACUUCUUGUACACGAUCAGCAUCCUGCUGUUUGUACAUAUACUGUAUAAUACCUAUUUUCGCUUGCGACCGACACUGGGUGAGUGUCGGAGUCCAGGCUGUUAAAAAUGCUCUGCCACGCGAUACCACUGUCGCUGCUCUUCCUUGCUCCAUUUACCGGAGCAUCUUUUUACGACAACCCGAAACUCGAUUUGCCGUCCGAAUCGGGGACGCCGUUGGAGGAGUUGAAGGCCAAAUGGGACACUGAUUGGGGCUUUUCAGGAAUCUCAACCUUUGCCCACCUCCGGCAUGUCAAGUGUCUGACGACACCGUACGAGCCCUUUGACAUUGGCAUUAUCGGGGUGCCGUUUGAUACGGCGGUCAGUUAUCGACCUGGCGCACGAUUCGGCCCCCGAGCCAUCCGGGCCGCAUCCGCCCGCCAAACCACAUUCCGGGGCUUCAACCACCGGGCGGGCUUGAACCCAUAUACAUCAUGGGCAUCGAUCCUCGACUGCGGCGACAUCCCCGUCUCACCAUUCGACAACGCACUAGCCCUGCACCAAAUGACAAGCGCCUACUUGGAACUCGUAUCCCGGCGGGCCCUAUCAUACACCAACCCACCAGCGCACAAACACCCCAAAUUAAUCAGUUUGGGCGGCGACCACAGCAUCGCCCUCCCAGCUUUGAGGGCUCUCGAGAAGAUCCACGGUGGCCCCAUCGCAGUCCUCCACUUCGACGCACAUUUGGACACCUGGCAUCCAGGCGCAUACCCGUCAGCAUGGGCCAAUACACCCACCCAAGCGGAUUUCACGCACGGGACCAUGUUCUGGGUCGCAAGUGAAGAAGGACUAAUUGCCAAUGGAUCGAGUGUCCAUGCGGGCCUGCGAACCCGUUUAGGAGGCGUCGAUUGGGCCGAUUACGAAAACGACGAGAACCAGGGGUUUCUGCGUAUCGAAGCUGAUGAUAUCGAUGCCGUUGGUGUCCAGGGAAUUAUUGAUGCGAUCAUGGACCGUAUGGGGACUGAAAAACCGGUUUAUUUGUCCGUUGAUAUCGAUGUCAUUGAUCCUGGCAUUGCUCCUGGUACGGGUACGCCGGAACCGGGUGGUUGGACGACUAGAGAGCUCAUUGCAAUUCUGCGCGGGAUUGAGGGGUUGAAUGUUGUCGGGGCCGAUAUUGUUGAGGUUUCGCCGGCUUAUGAUGGGAGAGAUGAGGGGACGGCUCUGGCGGGCGCGCAGGUCGCUUAUGAGAUUUUGACUAGUAUUGUCAAGAGGGGCCUCAAGGAUCGUGGUGAGGAGGUUGUCCUGCAUAAGCCGGGAAGAUCGAUUGCUGCGAAGGCCAAGGCCAAGGCUGCUGCUAAGGCGAAAGCUAAGGCCAAGGCGAAGGCGGAGGAAGAGGAGGAGGAAGACAUUGCGAGAGAUGAGUUGUAGAUGCCGCUGCUGUCAAAGCAAAAGCAAAAGCAGAAGCCAAAUCAAAAGGCCGCGCCGAGACAGAGGAUGAGGCGCAUACAGUGGCUUGCGGAGGUACAAGUAUGGAGCUGGGCUUUCCAAGGCCGAGCAAGCAGUUCAGUUUGAGCAGAAGAAAAUGGAUGUCAAAACACAGAAGAAAAAAAGAACUGGGAGACGGGUGGUAGUAUGCAUACCUAGUAGUCGGGUGGUAGGGUGUGGUAAGGGUGGACAGUAAGCAAGGAGAAGAGCACGAUUUUGUAUACCAGGGCUACAUGCGAUAGUAUCAGUCACGAAGCAGAGAUGAGGGCGUGAAAAUAAAUCGAAUAAGAAUGAAGAACUCCAUUGUUCCGAUUCCAGAUCAUCUUCUUCUGAUCUGAUCUGUUCAUCUGGUCUUGAUGC
Exophiala dermatitidis NIH/UT8656 is the source of this 1940-nucleotide messenger RNA. RefSeq names its product agmatinase. The transcript is spliced from 3 exons. Lineage: Eukaryota; Fungi; Ascomycota; Eurotiomycetes; Chaetothyriales; Herpotrichiellaceae. The record is from RefSeq and is a predicted model, not a curated record. Gene Ontology annotation, molecular function: agmatinase activity; metal ion binding. The coding region runs from base 225 to 1523 and encodes 432 amino acids.